This is a messenger RNA of Fonsecaea multimorphosa CBS 102226, 1434 nucleotides long. RefSeq lists its product as uncharacterized. NCBI's taxonomy places the organism in Eukaryota, Fungi, Ascomycota, Eurotiomycetes, Chaetothyriales, Herpotrichiellaceae. The transcript has 2 exons. Gene Ontology annotation, molecular function: hydrolase activity, hydrolyzing O-glycosyl compounds. The record is from RefSeq and is a predicted model, not a curated record. Bases 1 to 1434 code for a protein of 477 amino acids.
AUGGCCGGAACAACGCGGCUCCUUGUGUCUGCUGCACAAAAAUGGCCCAUGGAAAAUGUGCGAUCAGCCAGCGACCGGCUGCAGUUGUUCGAGAUCCUGAUCCUGGGAGAUCUGAGAUACGAGUACAACUUGGACGGCGUUGGACAUGGUCUGGUCAACUCGGCCCAUGCAUCAUGCGACCAGCUACUCCCUGCUAGCCAGCGGGGAACGCCACUCAUCUUGGUCCUGGUCACCUUGGUCGGCCUCUGGCUCAUGGUGCGGAUACUUUGGCGAAGAGGAAGUAUCCCCGCCAAUUUGUCGCGGUAUCCUGACCCCGAAUUGAUCAGAGGCAAUGUCACUGUCCCCUUUGAUCCGCACGAUCGCCUUUUCAGUCCGCCACUCAGCACUCGAGGCCGCGACAUCGUCGACAAGGAUGGCAAGCGUGUCAAGCUCGUCUCAGCGAACUGGUACGGCGCCAGUGACAUAUAUAUGGUCCCCGGUGGCCUGGACGUCCAGAAUCGAACCAAAAUUGCCCGCAUCAUUCGUGAGCUCGGAUUCAAUAGCGUGCGACUACCGUACGCCGAUGAGAUUGUUCGCAAGAAUCCCAUCAUCGACCCCGAACUUCUGACAGCCAACCAAGACCUCGUUGGAUUUCGAGCGUUGGAUGUCUAUGCCGCGGUCGUUCGCACCCUGACCGAGACAGGGCUGGCCGUCAUCAUCAACAACCAUAUCACCCAAGCGAGAUGGUGCUGUGAUGGCUAUCCCUGCGACAUGGGAUGGUCCAACAGUGACCUCGGCCCUCUAUGCCCUGUCCGUCAGACCGAGGAAGAUUGGAUUCAAGAUCUCAUAACAGUGAUGAAACCUCACAUCAACGAUCCGCUGGUCGUUGGCGUGGACCUGCGCAAUGAGGUUCGUGGUUUUGCGGGCAGAUUCAUGUGGGAUUCAUGGGCAACUGCCGCCGAACAUGCGUCGGAACGACUACACCAGCUUCAACCCAGGUGGUUGAUGAUAGUGGAGGGUGUCCAGUCUGCCAAUGAUAUCAGGGGAGCCCAGGAUCGGCCUGUCCGCCUGACACAGCAGAACAAGUUGGUGUAUUCGUCUCACGUGUAUGGAUGGUCAGGCUGGGGAUCCCUCGUGCCGUAUUGGUACCGAACGUACAAGUCGUUCGCUGAGGACAUGGACAAGAACUGGGAGUACCUCCGUCAGACCGAUACGGCGCCGGUCUGGGUCGGUGAGAUAGGAGCUCCAAAUUCCCCGUCAAGACGAGACUACCACUACUGGAGGAAUCUCAUGAGGUAUUUGAGGAAAUGUGACGCCGAUUUUGCCUACUGGGCAAUCAACCCGCGCAAGCCGAAGAGUGAUGCUACCGAGACGUAUGGACUUUUGCAGGACGACUGGCAAACACCAGUCUAUGACUACAGGUUGCUGGACAUGGCGGCGCUGAGACAGAAGUAG